Molecule: messenger RNA, 1726 nt
Organism: Moneuplotes crassus
Lineage: Eukaryota; Ciliophora; Spirotrichea; Euplotida; Euplotidae
Source: the annotation of a GenBank genome assembly
UUUUUAAUAUGGCUAAAAUUGAUUCUUGACCCAUUACUAGUCCAUUAAAAGCUCACUCUCAUUCCUAAUUUAGAGAAUGAACAUCAGGUUAAAGAAAUUUUUGGACAAAGAGGUCAAAGAAGAGAAAACCCUGAGAAAUAUUGAAAUCUCUUUGACAAGUCUUGAAGAAGAUAUUUCUGAUUACAAAGAAGCUUACCAGAAUAUAACAUUAGAACUGGUCAAACUCUAUAUGGACGUGAAGAUCCGGAACAUCAAAGAUCGCCAUGAAGAAGGCGAAGAAGAGCAGCUCAAAUAAUGAGUGUCUGGAGCUAUGCCAGCUCAACCCAACACUUAUCAUUUCUUACAUUCGUCAAACCUUUGAUGUGCUUUUGAUGGUUAAAGAUGAGCAAUUCGAAGAGGUCCUUGAGAAAGAGCGUAAAAAUACUCAAAAAUUAGCAUCCAAAUUGGACAAAAAGAGAAAAGUUAAAGCUCCUGAAGAAGAUUUCAUCCAAAUUGUAAAGAACAAAUUGGAAAAUAAGAAGUUUCGGUUUGAUAAACAGCAUCUUGAUAUCUCAACUUUUAUGGACUACUCCCAAGUCAACACAUCUAUUGAUAAUCCAAGCUUGGGUAGGAAUCAGAAUAGCGACAAGAGCUUUGUGCUCAACUCUGAGAAUACUCAAGAGGUAGAGAAUCAGCAUUCUGGUGACUCCUGCUACCCUCCAAUUGAGUAUGAAGAGAUCAUCCGUAAGUACGAAGCUGAUCUAAGAACAUAUUUGAGGCAUCAAAAUGUGUUAAAACUCCAAAUCGAGUCGUUCCAUCAAAGCUUGGAGAGCUCUUCAAAUGAUAUUAAAUCCUUGAAAGCUUCUCUAGAAGAGUCUAAUGAGGCAAAAUUGAGGAUUGAAAAGCUUCAUGAAGCUGCAAUUUCCAAAUCAAAAUCCACUCAAGAAAAGCUAGAAAGCGAAGUUAAAUUUUUACAGAACAAAGUGAAUGAGUUGGAUGCGCAGUUAUCGUCCAAGAAUACUCCUGAUCUUAAUAUAACUGAUAGAAGAGAUCCUCCUUUGUCAACUCUGAAUCCUCCUUCUGGAGGACAGCUGGCAAGAGGUUUCGGUGGUUUCCAGCAUCUCAGCACUUCAUCUAAGAAUAUCCGUUUUUCCCUUGACAGAGGAGUUAGAGAAAAUAAAAUUGGAAAAUCAAACUCUAAAAUCCAGGCUAAUGGCCAGAAUUCUGAGCGUGCAAGAUUUCCCUUUAGAACCCAAAGGAAUAGAAGCCGGAGUAUCAAGAAAAAUGCUCCAAAACAAUUCCAAAUUGAAGGCUAUCUCUGUAAAACUGAGUUGACGAAAGUAUCGAAUCAAGCAAAUCAGAUAGGGAAUCUUCACUUUACAAGAGGCGCUAGUUUAUCUAAGCUAAUGGUAUCUCAGGCAAAUAAUAAAUCCGGACUUUAUGAGAACCCUAGCUCUUUGAGGAACAAUAUUGGAGUGAACAAGAACCUUCAGAUGAAAUCCUCUAUUUCAAAGAAGCUGCUGAAGACUUUUAGAUCAAAUAAUAAUAUGAAGAAAAUGAAGGGAAGAGCAAGUGGGAAGAGACUUAGCAUGGAGUCGACUAAUCUCCCUAACCAGUUCUCCCAACAAGAGGGAAGUAAACUUAUACCAGCGUAUCUACAUACCCAGAUAACGGCUCAUCGUGAUCGCAUUAGUCCGAGUAAACAAAAGUCAGGGUAUCUUACCAAGAGAAAUUAGAGUAAUUUUCA